Molecule: messenger RNA, 267 nt
Organism: Caenorhabditis elegans
Lineage: Eukaryota; Metazoa; Nematoda; Chromadorea; Rhabditida; Rhabditidae
Source: the annotation of a RefSeq genome assembly
AUGACGUGUUAUUUCCGAGUGGGCGAGAACUUUGAAUGGUACACAUCAGGAGUUCUCCAAUCUGAAGAUUGUUACCACAUGACACCAGCGGAAUGGCAUUCCGUAGCAAUUGUUGGUUAUGGUACAUCAGAUGACGGUGUCCCGUAUUGGUUGGUUAGAAACUCGUGGAAUUCCGAUUGGGGUCUUCAUGGAUAUGUCAAGAUUCGACGUGGUGUUGACUGGUGUUUGAUUGAGAGUCAUGCAGCUACUGCUAUGAUUGAUAAUUGA